Messenger RNA from Argiope bruennichi, 327 nucleotides. Its product is annotated as tigger transposable element-derived protein 4-like. The transcript has a single exon. The coding region runs from base 1 to 327 and encodes 108 amino acids. Lineage: Eukaryota; Metazoa; Arthropoda; Arachnida; Araneae; Araneidae. The record is from RefSeq and is a predicted model, not a curated record.
AUGCCAAUUUCUGCUAUAAUUCUCAAAGAAAAAGCCAUGGAAAUUGCUCAGGAGUUGAGCAUUAAAGAUUUCUGCGGCAGCAGUAAUUGGUUGGAAUGUUUCAAAGACAGGUAUUGCCUUUCUGUUGAAACGAUUUGUGGAGAAGCAGCAACUGUUCAUGGUGAUACUACAGAAGACUGGAAGAACAUUGUUGUCAAAUACAUUUUAUCUAGGUUUGAUGCAUCAAAUGUUUUUAAUCUUGAUGAAACUGGUUUAUUUUACCAUCUUCUGCUUGAUAAAAUUCUGUCAUUUAAGAGUGAAAAGUGCAUAUCUGGAAAAUCAAGCUAA